Messenger RNA from Closterium sp. Yama58-4, 1899 nucleotides. The record is from the annotation of a GenBank genome assembly. NCBI's taxonomy places the organism in Eukaryota, Viridiplantae, Streptophyta, Zygnematophyceae, Desmidiales, Closteriaceae.
AUGCUGGGCGACCGCGGGACGGUCGCGGAGUCUGCUGCCGCUGCUGCGGCUGCUGUUGCGGGCGCCAUGGCUGAAGCACCUGACAGCUUUGUCCCAGACCACGAGCAACUGCUGCUGGACCCCUCUUGGCCGCACUCCACCGCUCUCUCCUUCCCCCACCUCCCCCACAAGAAGCUCCCUACUGCCACCACCCUUCCCCACCACAUCAAACCUGACGGAACCACUCCUGUGGAACAGAGCACCGUCCAGAGCCCAAGUGGUGCAUGCGAUGAGGGUAAAAGAAGUGCUGUCGGCCUUUCUGCUGCUGCACACGCUGUCACUGCCAAUGUCACCGCCGCCAACCCUGCUACUGCCCUCCUUUCUCGUGCUGCUGACACUGCUACUCAGUCUCUACCCUUCACUCUGCCGUCCCACUCCCCUGGUGCUGAUUCUGGCUUUGGGGUUGCGAGUGGGGGAGAAGAGGGAGGCUUGGGGGGAGAAGGGGGAGCGGGACAGGGUAGGGUAGUGGGGGGAGGAGGGAAGGAGGGAGGUUGGGAGGGAGGGAAGAAGACGCGGAGGGAUGCAGAGCGGUCAAUGCAGUUAUAUGAGCAGUAUGGAGGUAGGGAUGGGCAGACGGGAAAGAGGGGAACAGAGGGGGGAGGAUGGAGGGGAGGGAGGGCAGGGGAGCCUGGAGAGAAAGGAGUUGGAGAGAGGGAGGCUAGAGUGGGCAGUGGUGCAGUGGCAAGCACUAGGGAAAGCAGGACAGAGAAAGAGUGGAAGGAGCAGCAUGUGGGAUGGAAGGCGGGCGGGGAGAGGAGAACAGAGGGCGGGUUGGAUGAAGGCAAUGAUGUGAUAGAAGAGGAAAGGGGGGUAGAUGCAGGGAUCAUAGAGGAGGGAAGGAAGGAGAGCAGGGGGGAUGGUGAGCGCGAGGAGGGAGGCGGGUGGAGAUGGGGUGGGGAAGGGAGUGGGGGAGAGGAGGAGGAUGACGACGAUGACAAUGAAGGAGACGAGGAGGAGGUGAGGGAAGAGGAGGAGGGGGACAGGGAGGCGGAGCGGGAGCGGAGAGAAAGAGAGGGGUUGUGCAUGGUGGCAGCGCAGGGUUGUCUACAAAGGGCGCUGGCAGGCGCAGAGAGAGGCGUUGUGCACAGCCCAGGGCUGGCCAUCCUAGGAGAGGGGCGUUGGCAGUUACAGGCCCCUGCACGGGCACAGGGAAGAGGAGUGGUGCAAUGGGAAGAUGGCGCUAUGGAGGGGGAGCAGGAGCGGGAGGAGGACGACGACGAUGAGGGGGAGGAGGAGGAGGAGGAGGAGGAGGAGACGGACAAGGCAUCACUGCUGGACAAGGUUAUAGAGCAUAUUAAAGCCAUGCAGCUGCAGCUGCAGAUCAUGUCGCUAAGGUCAGGGCUAGGAGCAGGAGUCACCGGCGCAGCAGCAGCACAUGUCAUAGCCCCUCUCGUGGAGCUAUCACCAUCUGCUGGCGACCUGUUGGUCAUGGCUGCAGCAUCAGAAGCAGAAGCAGCGGAAGCAGCAGCAGAGGCGGCAGCAGCGGGCAUCGGCGACAACGGCGUGUGGGUGAACGCGCUCACGUACUGCCCGCACGUGCUCUCCGCUGACGCUGCGCUGCUGCCUCCGCACUCCGUUCCGCCCUUCGACUCGCUCUGCCACAGCUGCAAGGACGGUACGGAGAACUGGGUGUGUCUGACGUGUGGGGUGGUGGCGUGUGGGCGGUACGUGGCCGGCCACAUGCUGCAGCACGUCACUGAAACAGCCCACCCACUGGCUGCUGGCUUCAGGGACCUGUCAGUGUGGUGCUUCCACUGUGACUCAUACCUCGAUGCCAUCCGCAUCCCUGCCCUAGAACCGCUCUUCACCGCCCUGCACCUAGCCAAGUUUGGCCAGCCACCUGCAAAGCCACCCUCGUGA